AUGCCAGAAACCCCGCGCACACCUCGCCGGACCUCUACAGCACGUCGUGAUGCUGCCCGUACUCAAGAGACCGCGGCCGCCCCUCCCAAGACAAGACCGCAUACUAUGUAUGAAUCCUCCUCCGUCCAGGAUCGCAUUCGUCAAUGGCAAGCACAGGGUGCAGCAAACGCUCUUGACCCGGACGCUUUGAGUGUUCGCUCUAUUCCACGCUCCAAUGCCAGCGCCGAAGCUUCACGAGCUACGACACCCGUCGCAGAACCACCGAAAUCCGUUCCUAUACGACAAAGCAGAUGGACUGUACCAGAGGUCGACGCUCCAUCCAAGGACAGAGGUUCACGUAGCUCAAGCGCACCACGAAAGCGCGUCAUAAGCGAUGACCAUUGGAAAGCCAAAAUGGGAUCGUCUCCGGGGUCUCCAAGAACAGUCCGACAAAAAGACAUCGUCACGCCUCACUACGACAUGACCUACACAUCAACCAAGCGUCGAGAAGAGCGAGAGGCCAAAAGAGAGCGCAGACGACGUGACAGACUGUCCAAGGACAAUGCUGCCGAUCUCGACCGCGUAUCCGCACAUGAUGCCCCCAAGGACCUUAAUGCAUAUAUUGACCAAGAACUUGCCGAGCGGCUCGCAACGACACCAGAGACUUCCGGUCGCUCCCCUGAGCCAUCACCAGAAAUCGACGAGCAUUUAUCAGAGCACUCGUUCAUGAUGAAUGACGAUUUAUCUCACACGAUAUCUCCCAGCAAAUAUGCCGACACUCUGGGCCAACCUAGCGUACGAAAUUCUAAGAGAAGUACAAAAGGGGGACGCAUUUUAGACAAGACCAGAGAGAUUUUCAACAAGACUGAUACCCCUCCAGUCUCGAAUCGCAUUCCCAGCAUUCAGGCUUGGUUGGAAGAACAGCCUGAUCCCUUCGUUGAGCACGACAUACAACCAGGGGCCGCAUUGCCCGAGGUCGAAGUUCCCAAGCCGCUCAAACGAGGCUCGCGGCGUACAAGGCCAAGCAGCGUGCAUUCUCCGCCCGAUCCGAAUAAGAUAUGGGAGUCCGUCACCACCUACCGAGCUCGGGAUGGGAAAGUAGGUUCAGAUCCCAUUUCUGCUGAGUCCAGUCCGAGGCUCGACAGCAGUGAGCGCCAUCAACAAGACCAUGUGUCAGCUUCGAGGCCCGCUCAACAUGGUGCCGAUGGGUCACCUAGCGCUUUGAGGCGGCGAGUGGCCGGGAGAACUGGACGGAGGCAAAAAUCGGAAACAUCAACCCGCCAAGUAUUGGUUGAAGACGUCAAGCAAGUCUCGAGAUCAUCAUCCAUUCAGGAAGACCAUCCAGGACAGAGAGAGAAGUCACCUGCUUCGGCGGGCCAACUCCAGCUCUCGGCCAUCAGCUCCGGGGAAGCCUCGAAGGAUUUCCCACCUCCCGCGUAUGAGGACGAGGAUCGACUUGCGCCUCUGGAAGGCCCCGGGUUGAAACGCAAGCUAACAACCCAUGAAGACCUAAUGUCAGUGCUCUCUUUACCAAUGCACAGGAGAAGCACAAGAUCACGCCGGAUUGCCAAAGCACUUCCGCCGCUACCCGCAGCCCAGAUUCUGGAGGGUCUAGUCGCUGAGGAAGCCAAAUAUGUCAAGGAGCUACGUACUUUGGUGGACGGAGUGGUACCGGUACUCCUCCAGGCCGUUCUAUCAAAGUCAAGCUCAAUUGCUGCAGCAGGCCUCUUUACCAACGUCACCGACCCCUCUGAUUUCAGCUUUACGAAACCGAUCAUCGACAUGGGCAUUGCCCUCGAGCGCUUGAAGUCUUUGCACAGUCGCAUACCGAUACAAAACAUCGACGCAUUGUUGGCGUGGGCUUUGAAUGCUCAGAGAGCUUACGGAGACUAUAUCAAAGCAUGGAGAUUGGGUUUUCAUGAUGUAGUUGUGAACCUGGAACCCUUGAAUGAUGGUCAAGAAACGGUUGAUCCGGGUAUGGCGCGAGAUGCUGAUGGAGACGUGGUCGAUGCUACGGGAGAGAAAGCGGAUGUUGCGUUUCUGUUGAAGCGGCCACUGGUCCGCGUCAAGAAUUUGGCAAAGACCUUCGAAAGCAUCAAGGUGGGAUACGACAAGACCAUUGCACUCGAAGUUGCACAAGGUUUCGCAGAUCUGACCGCGUCAGCUCGACAGCGUCAUCGUGAGGAGCAGGCCAGGCUCGAGGAUGAAGCGGCUUCUGCGCUUGAUGCAUCAAGGACUCGAAAUAUUCGCACCCUGGGCGCCUUGACCGGGAUGUCUCUCAAUAAGUCGAGGAAAGUCCGGGCAAGAGACGGCUUUGACCUUACACUCUGGCACUCGACCGGUCAGAGACUCGAUUGCCAGGUCGAGUUGAUCUUCCGCGACAAUCCACCGGGCACCUCGUCGGGAGGUGACGUCCUGAUCUGCGAGAUUGAUGCAGAAGACAAGUGGCUAUUGUUCCCACCUGUAGAGCUCGCGUCUAUAUCAGCUCGCAGAGGUGAAGAUGAUGUCGAUCUCGUGGUCAUGAUCCGUGGCCCUUCCGGGAUCGGACAGGAAUGGCACGAGCUCCUGGCAUUGAAGUCAGAUGAUGCAGAGGCAGUCAACGAAUGGAUGACUAUGCUUGGAUCAUGCCCGCUCCCGCCAAGGCUCAACCGUACUCGCAGCUUUUUGGAACGACGGAAGGAAGAAGCCAAAGCGCAAUCGUCCCGGCCGUCUACAUCGGACUCCAAGGCCGACGAUACCUCUCAAACGACGGUAUCCACCCAGUACGAUGUGCCACUUGGUGAGCCGUCGGUCGUCGGUGCUAAGGAGGAAACUACUCCAAAGAGCCGCAAGCCACUUCUCGAGAGGUUCGUUCCUCGUCUCAACUUGGGUGGCGGUCUGCAGACCAAGCAAUUUACACCGAGAUCACCACCAGGGAAUGUGCCCCAGAGAAAGCCAGUGCCAUCUGCGCUCUCAUCGGAUAAGUCGAGCGUCUCGGACCAAUCUCUCAGCUCAAUCGGCAAACAUGCAAAGGUUGCCUCGGCACCCACGACCCCACCACAAAGAUCAGGGCCCAAAUCUCCCAAAAAGAGUCUGAAGUCUCCGGUGGUGGCAGAUGAUUACAUGAUGUCUGGGGCGCUGCCAGUGUCGGCGAAUAGUGCAGGUGCAACUCCUCAGGCACUUCCGUCAGACGCACACCGACCGACAAGAGUUGAAUCAGGCCCAGAUGUUCGAGCUGCGCCUGAGUCGGAGAAGGUGAAGGGUUCCGGUCUAGGAAUGCCAUUAGAUUUACAUUCGGCACCAGAGCGACCGGGUUAUGCUAGGAGUCUAUCUGCAACCCCAUCAGAAGGACUUCCCAGCAUACCAAAGCUCAGAGGCAAACCCCAUCAGGAACGACCUAAGUCGAGUACACCAUUGACCGACUCAAUCAGGGAUCAAUGGAUGUCCCUCUCUGGCACAGGGAGAUCUGGCCAGCAGCUGCACGAAACGACGACGAGUCAGCUGUUCACAGAAGAUAUACCACCUCCACCUACGCCCAGCAAAGAGGCGAGGCCACAGCGGAAACCUCGAGCAGAAAAUUCGCCGCUGCCGACGCCGCCUCACCGUGAAGGAAGCGGAGCGUACAACAGUGCCCAGAACAAAGCGAUGGACAAACUGCCCAAAUUAUCACCCAAAUCGGAGCAGAGGGCUAAGAGGCGCUCUUCGUCGCCACUCAAGCACGAAUAUGCGCCGUCAACAGCCUCAGAGUCAUCUUCAGAAUCUGAUUCUGACGACGCAAGUGACAGUUCAUCGGUGACAUCAGAUGAUUUUAUGUCGGAGGUCAAGGACAUGGCGACACCAUUGGUUGCAGUCACUGCAGGCAACCGACGAGCGUCGCAGUUUGCUCGACCUCCGCCAUCAACUGCGCCACCAACGAACGGAACCCGAACACUGGCUCCUUCUGAUUCAGCGUCUCAGGGCCCAUAUCGGCGAGUGCCAUCCUCUACGACUGUACCCAGCAACCAGACGUCACGAGCGAUUGCGCUGAUAUGCUCAUGGUCUGACAGAGGCAUGUGGGAGCAGGUCCAUCCCGACGAGUGCUCAAUCGUCGUGUCCCCUGGUCUCAUUGAGGCUUUCCGGAUGUCGGCCGAGCACUCUGGUCCUGGCGGUGGCGGUGGCGCAGAAAGCGAGGACUCACAGUCACAGUCUGUAUCGGCUGACCCGCAACCACUGGUCGCAUUUGAGCUGACUCCAAUCGUGCCGCUGAGACGAGGCACGGCGCUAGACAUCAACAUUCGCUCCCCACCUACCUCGAAUUCGUCGUUGAGGACGACCAACAACAUCAUGUUUCGGUCACGGAACGCGGAUGAGUGCGACCUGCUGUAUGGCAUGAUCAAUUGGGCGCGAUGCAACAAUCCAACCUACAUCCAGCUGGAAAAAGCGCGACCGAAACAGUCGUCUGUGUCAUUCAACGUCGGACCGGCGCAACAGGGUGCUACUAGAUCCAGCUCAUGGUUUGGCUUUGGUGGAAGUCAGAAGAAGUCAAGUUUCCGUGCAUCAUCGGCUCCGAUGUCCGUAGGUGGCGACACAGAGGCCUCACACAGCACGGUAGCGACGGCUUUCUCGGCUCUCAAGCGACUGAGUGCCAGCACGGCCUUCAGCCUCAAUCGUUCUUCUGUCACGCGGAGGUCGGGCUGGAGUCGCACGAGUGGAUCGUUGUACUCAUCCAACAGUGGGACUGGCAGCGGCUCAGGCAGCAGCACACCCAUACCGAGUCAGGUCGGUUUAGUGCCAGGACGUGACGGUCCGAAUGUGCCUGGCACAAGUGCAGAAGCUGCCAGUGGCGGAGGCAUGGUCAACAACAUGAAGAUCCGUCUUUAUGUCCGCAAGGGUCAGAACUGGGGGGAUCUUGGUUCUGGCCGACUUAGCGUGUUACCAGCUCUGGAUGCAGCGGGUCAAGCUUUGGGCAAUGGCGCAUCCGAAAUAUCCUCACCGACGACCACCCCUGUCCGAGGUCUGCCAGGUAGUAAAGGUCCCCGUCUCGCGAGCUCGGGUCACACUCCCCAUCGAGUGCACGGAGACGGACGUGAGAAGCGGAUCGUGGUGCGGAAGAACAACAAAAAGAAUACUGAAGUCGUCCUGCUCGAUGCAGUCCUUGGCGAAAGUUGCUUCGAGCGCGUCAUGCAGACUGGCAUUGCCAUGAAAGUCUGGACCGAGCACCAAGGGGUGGCGCAUACAGGUGGUGUGAUGAUGGGCCGAGAACAGAUCUACAUGAUGCAGUUCCCGGGCGUGAGGGAAGCAGGGUGGGUAUUUGGUUUGGUGGGCAGUUAUCGGUAUGGUGCGGAUUGA
Molecule: messenger RNA, 5286 nt
Organism: Cyphellophora europaea CBS 101466
Lineage: Eukaryota; Fungi; Ascomycota; Eurotiomycetes; Chaetothyriales; Cyphellophoraceae
Exons: 1
Coding region: 1-5286 (1761 amino acids)
Source: RefSeq, a predicted model, not a curated record